Molecule: messenger RNA, 1022 nt
Organism: Halichondria panicea
Lineage: Eukaryota; Metazoa; Porifera; Demospongiae; Suberitida; Halichondriidae
Product: synaptophysin-like protein 2
Exons: 4
Coding region: 124-837 (237 amino acids)
Cellular component (GO): membrane; synaptic vesicle
Source: RefSeq, a predicted model, not a curated record
CUCUGAUUAUAGCAUGUGACUGGACUAAAUUUGCGGUCUUGUACACUUUCCCUUUGCGCAUAAAAAAAUUGGAAACCUGAGGUUUUCAGUCUCAACUAAUAAUACCAGCAGCAAGCAGCAAGCAUGGCGCUUAAGAUUCACUGGAAAGCUCCUCUCCAAACGAAAGGAUUCUUCAAGAUCGUUGAAUUUGUAGUGGCCAUUUUGUGCCUCUCUUUGGUUGCCAGCUACCAUUUUUCUGGCACCUUUGUUUGUCCCGGUAUUGCCACCGACACUCAAAACCAUACGCUGACUGUCGAAACAUCUUAUCCACUGUACAGUUGGACCCUCCGAAAUGUCACCCUGAUCAACUUCGUCGACCCUGCCCCAAUCACCAUCAUUAAUAAUACGAAUGGUAAUUUCGCGAACACGCUUCUCGGGCAGGGUGCUCAGUUGUAUGUCACAUGGAGUGUGGCUACCCUCAUGUACUGCAUAGCAGCCAUCUUCGUGUAUAUGGUGGUGACCGCCAAUGAAGAAUUAGAGAAGGUCAUGGACUUGCUUGUGUAUGCGGAUGUUAUUUUCCAUGUUGUGUGGGUCUUCUUCUGGUUUAUAGCGUCGGUGGAUUGGGCCGUGCAGUACAACAUGUUGUCUGAGGCCACUCACGAUGUUCUCACUGCGAACUGCCCUGGCAGAAUCUCCCCCGCUCCCUCCUACUCCUCCACUGCUCAGGCUGGCAUCGCAGUGGUGUUUGGUUUUCUCUCUCUGUUUCUGUGGGCUGUGAACAUCUUCUGGGUGUUUAUCGACACUCCCUGGUACAUUCAAAGGAAGGGCAACAGUGGAUCCUAUGAAGCAACACCUUAAAAACUUUUAGCUUUAUAACAGAUUUAUACUAUAAUAUUACUUACUAUACUGUAGGUACGAGUGUAUUGUGUUAACCUUUCUCUGAUUGUCUGAUUGUGUGAUAUCUUAUGCUAAUUAAUUGUAUUUUGUUUCUAGAUCCAAUAUUUCUGUUCUGUAACUCUAAAAAAAGAAUGGUGAAACAAAAA